Molecule: messenger RNA, 820 nt
Organism: Eurypyga helias (sunbittern)
Lineage: Eukaryota; Metazoa; Chordata; Aves; Eurypygiformes; Eurypygidae
Gene: PRPF18
Product: pre-mRNA processing factor 18
Exons: 7
Biological process (GO): generation of catalytic spliceosome for second transesterification step; RNA splicing
Cellular component (GO): U5 snRNP; U4/U6 x U5 tri-snRNP complex; U2-type post-spliceosomal complex
Source: RefSeq, a predicted model, not a curated record
GUUAUCAGGAGGUUACGAGAGAGAGGUGAGCCGAUCAGACUGUUUGGGGAAACGGAUUAUGACGCGUUUCAACGGCUGAGGAAGAUAGAAAUUCUCACUCCUGAAGUGAACAAGGGCCUGAGAAAUGACCUGAAGGCUGCUUUGGAUAAGAUUGACCAGCAGUAUCUGAACGAAAUUGUGGGCGGCCAAGAAGCAGGAGACGAUGACUCACAGAAUGACUUGAAAGUCCACGAGGAGAAUACUACCAUUGAAGAACUCGAAGCUUUGGGAGAAUCCUUAGGACGGGGCGAUGAUCACUAUGAUAUGGACAUCAUAACGAAGUUCUUGAAGUUUCUUCUUGGAGUUUGGGCUAAGGAGCUGAAUGCCAGAGAAGACUACGUGAAACGGGGAGUGCAGGGGAAGCUGAACAGCGCCACUCAAAAGCAGACAGAAUCGUACCUGAGGCCGCUCUUCAGAAAGCUUCGGAAAAGGACUCUUCCUGCAGACAUCAAAGAAUCAAUAACAGAUAUUAUUAAAUUCAUGUUGCAAAGAGAAUAUGUGAAGGCGAACGAUGCCUACCUUCAGAUGGCUAUUGGAAAUGCUCCCUGGCCUAUUGGCGUCACUAUGGUCGGCAUCCACGCGCGAACAGGUCGUGAAAAGAUCUUCUCCAAGCAUGUAGCCCAUGUCCUCAACGAUGAAACUCAGAGGAAAUACAUACAGGGGCUGAAGAGGCUGAUGACCAUCUGCCAGAAGCACUUCCCGACGGAUCCAUCGAAAUGUGUGGAAUACAACGCCUUGUGAGCCUCUGCGGGGUCCCAGGCCUGACUCGUGUUUGCUCUCC